Molecule: messenger RNA, 456 nt
Organism: Protopolystoma xenopodis
Lineage: Eukaryota; Metazoa; Platyhelminthes; Monogenea; Polystomatidea; Polystomatidae
Source: the annotation of a GenBank genome assembly
AUGUUCCUGGCCAAAUCCUCCACUCGUCUCAGAGCUACCACUCCUUUGCACCACGCCGCUACUACUGCUCUUUCUGACCUUAAACCCUUCUGUCUUGCUGCUUUGCCUUACAUUUGGAAUGCCAUUCCUGCAUUCAUCCAGAGAGAAUUCCCCCUUGGCCCUGGCUCACGCUUCCCUUCUGCCACUCACAACCGCCUUUCGCUUCGGGAGGAGCCCUCUGCUGCGCAGAUGCCGCCAGGUCUUAAAGUGAGAGGACCAAGGGGGAAGUUCUGGGAAGCCAAGGGAACCGCAAUGUUGACAGGAAGGGCGGGGAACAGACAGCGCAGAUGUGGAACAGGCAGGGACAUUACUGGUCAGUGCAGUACAAAUUCAGGAACCAGGGGCGCAGCCAGGAUUACCAGGCCGGAUCAGUACCAGUCAAACAGUGCAGAACAGAAUCAGGAGCCAGGAGCGUAG